Molecule: messenger RNA, 1647 nt
Organism: Suncus etruscus (white-toothed pygmy shrew)
Lineage: Eukaryota; Metazoa; Chordata; Mammalia; Eulipotyphla; Soricidae
Gene: TRIP6
Product: thyroid hormone receptor interactor 6
Exons: 9
Coding region: 119-1561 (480 amino acids)
Biological process (GO): positive regulation of non-canonical NF-kappaB signal transduction
Source: RefSeq, a predicted model, not a curated record
AAGUUUCUUUCCUGGAGUGCUUCAAGGAAGCGUGGGACGGAAGAAGGGGGGAGACAGACAGCCUGAGACCCGGGGCUUUGUGGGGACCCCAGCGGGCCGGAGUGCUCUGCUCCUGACCAUGUCGGGACCCACCUGGCUGCCCCCCAAGCAGCCGGAAACAGCCAGAGCCCUUCAUGGCAGGGUGCUCCCCCGAGGCGCCCCGGGCCCGCUGCCAGCCCAUGGAACAGCACUCCAGCCCCAUCCCAGGGUCAGUUUCUGUCCUGUCCCAUCUGAGCAGUGCUACCAGGGCCCCGUGGGGCCGGAGGAGCGGGGGCUGUCCUGGGUGGGGUGCCACGGUGCACCCCAACGCUCGCAGGGGCUCCCCCCAGAGAGAGGAGAGAGGGGGGGCGUGCGUCCCGGAAGUCUAGACGCUGAGAUUGACUCACUCACCAGCAUGUUGGCUGAGCUGGAUGGGGGCCGUGGCCCCGCUGCCCGGCGACCGGAGAGGCAGGCUUAUGAACCCCUACAGCCCCCUGCCUACCGCCCUGGGGCAUGUUCCCUAAAGCUGAAUGGAGGGAGCACUUCUGCCCCUGCACCCCCAUGUCCCUAUGGAGGCCCCACUCCGGCCUCCUACACCACAGCCAGCACCCCAGCCGGCCCAGCCUUCCCGGUGCAGGUAAAGGUGGCCCAGCCCGUUCGAGGCUGCGGCCCCCCCAGGAGGGGGGCCUCUCAGGCCUCUGGGCCUCUCCCGGGACCCCACUUUCCUCUCUCGGGCCGAGGCGAAAGCUGGGGGUCCAGCUAUAGGAGCCCCCGAGAGCCAGGCCCGGGAAGCAAAGAGGAGGCAAACAUGGUAUCUGGAGGAAGAAGCAGCGGCUAUGGGCCCCAGGUGUCCCUGAAUCAGCCACCCGAAGUGGAGCUGGAGAGGUUGGCUAAGAAGCUGGUGCAAGACAUGGCCCGGCCCCCAAGUGGCGAGUACUUUGGUCGGUGUGGCGGCUGCGGAGAGGAUGUGGUCGGCGAUGGAGCCGGGGUGGUGGCCUUGGACCACGUCUUCCACGUCAGCUGCUUCGUGUGUGCUACGUGCGGGGCCCAGUUGCGGGGUCAGCACUUCUACGCGGUGGAGAGGAGGGCGUACUGUGAGCACUGCUAUGUGGCCACCCUGGAAAAGUGCUCUACCUGCUCCCAGCCCAUACUUGACCGGAUUCUGCGGGCCAUGGGCAAGGCCUACCACCCUGGCUGCUUCACCUGCGUGGUCUGCCACCGUGGCCUCGAUGGCAUCCCGUUUACAGUGGAUGCCACCAGCCAGAUCCACUGCAUCGAGGACUUCCACAGGAAGUUUGCCCCUCGGUGCUCUGUGUGCGGUGGUGCCAUCAUGCCAGAGCCAGGCCAGGAGGAGACGGUGCGCAUUGUGGCCCUGGACCGCAGUUUCCAUAUCGGAUGUUACAAGUGCGAGGAGUGUGGAGUGCUAUUGUCCUCUGAAGGGGAGUGCCGGGGGUGCUACCCGCUGGACGGACACAUUCUGUGCAAGACAUGCAGUGCCUGGCGCAUCCAGGAGCUCUCGGCCACUGUCACCACUGACUGUUGAGAACCCUCCCGGUCUGCUGUCAUUGGCCAAAGGCUCUGUCCUCUUCCUUUGUCCAUUAAUAACACCCUUUGAGUUUCCAAAAAAAA